Messenger RNA from Bursaphelenchus xylophilus (pine wood nematode), 846 nucleotides. Lineage: Eukaryota; Metazoa; Nematoda; Chromadorea; Rhabditida; Aphelenchoididae. The record is from the annotation of a GenBank genome assembly.
AUGUGGUGUCUAUUUGUUCUUCCUCUGAUUAGUUUUCCUCUUCUCCAAGCAUACAAAUACGAUGUUCAAGGGUACAUUGUGAAUGAAGAUGUCGGGAACUUCACAGGAUACCCGUAUGUGGUAAGAGAUUUACUACUGCGAGAGUUCUUUUGAUGUUUUGGAGAUCAAAAAAAAAACUGCAAGUUUUAGAAAGUGGUCUUAGUCGACCAUGGCGUUUUCUAUGACACGAUUUGUGGAGAGACAAUCGCUAGGGCCGACGGUUACUUCCACAUUCAAUGUGAUCCCACCGAUUUCCGAUUCGAUGAUGUUCAACUGUUGAAAAUGUGAGACGCCCAGAAAAUACGUAGCUCCUACAGUGGCGGGCCUGAUCCAGUGGCAAAAAACGAACUAUUUUGCAUCCUGGAAUUAUCAAAAAAUGUGUAUACCUCCUUCUUCAAGUGAGAAAACUCCGAUUUCAAAGGAGCGCCCUUCAUAACUGUUUUUUUCACUUGGAGAGGGAGGCAUUUUGCUACAUCUUUUGAUACCUCCCGGAUGCAAAAUGGAACGUUUUUUGUCACUGGGUCAGGUCUGUCACUGUAAGCUGAUGCACUUUACACACGUAUUCACCUUACCCUUACGUUGCUUUGCCGAGGACUAAAAAUACCAACCAUUGCUUUAAUCAUUGCUUUCAGAUACCAUCGUUUCGAGGCCUUGGACUGCCGCGUAAAUGUGUAUCGUGGAAGGGGCCGCGGUGGAAUGGUUGAGAGCAAGAACUACGAUGCGCUAAAGGGCGACGAACUGGAGAAGGAUGAGAGUUUGUGUCCAGAAGAAAUUUACAAACGGCCAGAUGAGCCUGGAAGAAAAUAA